Messenger RNA from Perognathus longimembris pacificus (Pacific pocket mouse), 2119 nucleotides. RefSeq names its product acyl-coenzyme A synthetase ACSM1, mitochondrial-like. The record is from RefSeq and is a predicted model, not a curated record. The transcript has 14 exons. Gene Ontology annotation, cellular component: mitochondrial matrix. NCBI's taxonomy places the organism in Eukaryota, Metazoa, Chordata, Mammalia, Rodentia, Heteromyidae. Gene Ontology annotation, biological process: fatty acid biosynthetic process; acyl-CoA metabolic process. The coding region runs from base 146 to 1879 and encodes 577 amino acids. Gene Ontology annotation, molecular function: fatty acid ligase activity; fatty-acyl-CoA synthase activity.
AACACGUUUUCUGCCCAGGGUUUCCCUAGUCAGGAGCCCAAUUCUGCCGUGUGCACAUUCCUGGAAAGAACCUGAGCUCAGAGAACAGACCUUGCAAAGCCUUCUUUCCUAUCCCCACAGUAUCCGGAACCAUAUCAGGACCACUAUGCAGUGGCUGGUGAGAGGCCGAAUUCUCUGGGGUGCCCACCUAUCCUACCACAGCCUUCGCCUAGCCCCUCAGCAAUUGCGCUACCAGCAUGUAUCAGGAGUUGGAGCCCCAACAUGGAGUGACCAAUACUAUCCCGAAGAAUUUAACUUUGCAAGCCAUGUGCUAGACUACUGGGCUCAAAUGGAGAAGGAAGGUAAGAGAGGUCCAAAACCUGCUUUCUGGUGGGUGAGUGGCCAAGGCAAAGAACUGAAGUGGAGCUUCAGAGACAUGGCAGACUUAACUCGACGCACAGCCAACGUCCUCACGCAGACCUGUGGCCUGCGACAGGGUGAUCAUCUGGCACUGAUUUUGCCUCGAGUGCCUGAGUGGUGGCUGAUAACUGUGGGCUGUCUCCGAACAGGGGUGGUCUUCAUGCCUGGGACCAGUCAGCUGAAAGCCAAGGAUAUCCACUACCGACUCCAAAUGUCUGAAGCCAAGGCCAUCGUGACAACAGAAACCCUUGCCCCAGAGGUGGACUCCAUAGCUUCUGACUGCCCAGCUCUGAAAUCCAAGCUUCUGGUGUCGGAUCACAGCCGUGAAGGGUGGCUGGACUUCCGGUCUCUGGUGAAAUCGGCAUCCCCAGAACACACCUGUAUCAAGUCAAAGACGGAGGACCCCAUGGUCAUCUUCUUCACCAGUGGCACCACAGGCCUCCCCAAGAUGGCGAAGCACAACCAGGGCCUGGCCUUACGAUCCUGCCUCUAUUCGUGCAGGCAAUUAUUACAGUUGAAGACAACGGAUGUCUUAUGGUGCCUGUCAGACCCAGGCUGGAUUCUGGCUGUCCUUGGAUGCCUGCUGGAACCAUGGGCAGCGGGGUCUACAGUUUUUGUCCACCACCUGCCCCAGUUUGAUCCCCAGGACAUUGUACAGACAUUAUUCCAAUACCCCAUCACUCAGUGCCUUGCUGCACCUGCUGUGUACCGAAUGAUUCUUCAGCAGAAACAAGCCAACCUCAGGUUCCCUACCCUGGAGCACUGCUCCACCGGCGGAGAGGCCCUGUUGCCUGAGGAGCAUGAGCAGUGGAAAAGUCGCACGGGCCUUCUGCUAUAUGAGAUCUACGGGCAGUCUGAAACGGGCAUCAGCUGUGGAGUUUCCCGAGGAAUGAAGAUCAAGCUGGGCUCCAUGGGGAAGGCCAUCAUACCCUUUGACAUCCAGAUCAUCGAUGAGAAGGGCAACAUCCUGCCUCCCAACACCGAAGGAUACAUUGGCAUCAGAAUAAAGCCUGUCAAGCCCAUGGGCAUCUUUAUAGGCUAUGAGAAUAACCCAGAGAAGAAUGCAGAAGUGCAAUGUGGGGACUUUUAUAACAGUGGGGACAGAGCAAAGAUGGAUUCCGAGGGCUACAUCUGGUUCCUAGGUCGGGGAGACGAUGUCAUCAAUGCAUCUGGGUACCGCAUUGGACCGUCGGAGGUGGAGAAUGCCCUGGCUGAGCACCCGGCAGUGGCAGAGUCUGCGGUGGUGAGCAGCCCGGACCCGAGGCGAGGGGAGGUGGUGAAGGCUUUUGUGGUCCUGACUCCCACGUACCAGUCCCAUGACCAGGAUCAGCUCACCAAGGAACUCCAGCAGCAUGUGAAGUUGGUGACCGCACCCUACAAGUACCCGAGGAAGGUGGAGUUUGUUGCAGAGCUGCCCAAAACUAUCACUGGGAAAAUUAGACGAAGUGAACUCAGAAGGAAGGAGUUUGGCCUGAAGUAGUCAAGAAUAAACCCAGCACAUUUGUCCUGGGACCUGAAUCUAAUCCAUGGCUGCCUCCGUUUCCUCACGGUGGGGUGAGGGUGAGGAUGGGGCUUUGACAAGAGUUGGUGGUCCCCCAAAAUGUUGUUCCUUUCCAUUGAGUCCCUCCCUAUCUUAGAUAUUCUAGAUUCUUUCACUUGGCCCUGGUGAGCUCUUGGGUUGGGAUGUGCAGAUAAAUAAAAGACAGGCCACAGUGCCAGA